This is a messenger RNA of Neodiprion virginianus, 7307 nucleotides long. It is a transcript of the gene IntS1, whose product is annotated as integrator complex subunit 1. Gene Ontology annotation, biological process: U2 snRNA 3'-end processing. The transcript has 14 exons. NCBI's taxonomy places the organism in Eukaryota, Metazoa, Arthropoda, Insecta, Hymenoptera, Diprionidae. The record is from RefSeq and is a predicted model, not a curated record. Gene Ontology annotation, cellular component: integrator complex. Bases 482 to 6697 code for a protein of 2071 amino acids.
CGCUUGUCGGGCGGCGUUGUGCUGCCCCUGUCGACACAUUUUCACGGGAAGUUUUUCGUAUCGUUGCGUUGCUCGCUACCGCGGCGUUUUACUGCCUGUGAAAAUGCACCCGCAUACAGCGUUGCAUACACACUGCACUACUGCAGUCGUCAAGAAAUUCGCUUAAUUCGGUUGUGUUGCACCCAGUCGCACCGCAGACACUGCAACUGUUUUCGAGUGAUUUGAACUCCAAAAAUGAGGAAGGGAAAAUCAAAAGUAUAUUGAUGUAAUAUUUAAGUGAAAACUCCAAUUAGAAAAUAUAUUGAGAAGACCAGUGGUAGCAUGGAAGCUUCUUCAUCGUUCAAAAAAUUAAAUACGUUGUCUUCCUGUUAAAUUAUGUGUCAAACGGCUUUUCUUUCUCCGUAUAGGUUAGGUUGAGAUGCGAUACAACUAUCAAUCAAGAGCAUAAAUAGUUUAUGCGUUGCAUAAAACGUAGGAACAAAUGGAUCGCGUAAAGUCUGGAACAGGCCGUGGGGCCAAGAGCAAAAUAGCUCAGCAUCCCGCAGACUUGUUUGCUCUUGGAUCAAAAAGUUCCAGAGGUGAAGCUACAGAUUCCAAGCGACCUGGUGUGAUCCAUGGGAAGCCAGGCCCGAGUUCUACCUCAAGUUCAGAUCGUAAGAAGGAAGCUCCACCGGGAUCAUUGCAGUCACUUAUUCCUCAGAAAAAAGCAAAAUUGGCUCCACAUGUCCCACAUUCUCGGCCUCCAAUGUUAAGCUCGGAGACUUGGGAGGGUGUAGCCAUUGAUUGUGAUCCAGCGGAUUUAGCCCCGAUGGUCCUCGAAGCAAGUGAAAAUGACGAGGCUGAUAAAGUUGUUGGACUUGUUUGUGGAGCUGUGAGAACACUUAAAAAUCAGAGAUGGAAGCCAGACACUUUAAUUUAUAUGGGUUUAAUGUAUUUGGCCAAAAUACGCCCAUCUAUUUUUUCAAAUGACUGUAUUCUGCAUGCUUUGUCGUCGCUCCUCAAACGAGAUCAGACACAUAAUUUCAAGAGCAAGGGAAAUCCCUUGGUACCAGUGCUAGCGGCCAAUUUAUUGAUGAGAGGCUUUCACGAGAAGAGGAAUUGGCCAGAAAUAUUUGUCAAACUUUACAUCGAGGAUGCACUGGGUGAACGAGUCUGGGUAGAUAACGAAGAGUGUAAAGGAUUUGUGGAUAACAUUUUGACGGGUUUCAACACGAGGCACCCACCCAAAAGUAUAUUACAGCCGGAUGUGUCAAUAUUAACACCGAGGGAGUGUCACAGUCCAUCGACCUUAGAGGAUGACGACCCCGCCACCUCUGCUAUUCAGUUAUCCGGAGACAAAGAAAAAAUCGAGUUUCCAGUUAUGCCCAGAUAUGCACACUGCAUAGAAAACAUUGAAUUGGUUGUGUUAGAGACAGUAAAAGAACAAUUGAACAGACGUCAACCAGAGUCAAUAACCAGAAACUUUUUGAAAUUACUCUCCUUUGCUUGCGGCUUUGUAGAAAUUCGAAUCAUCGCUGUUCCAAAAUUAGAAAUGUGGCUACACAAUCCCAAGCUUAUGAGACCUGCUCAAGAAUUACUCAGUUAUGUCUGUUACAAUUGUAUAACGCACACACAAAGAGACGUUGAAGUGAUAAGUCAGUUGGUGAAAAUGAGGCUUAAAACUAAGGCGGUAAUCAACAUAUAUCUGAACGGUGUUAGAGAGCUGAUAAGCCUCCACCCAGAAAAUUUAUCAACAACUCUGAAACAUACAAUCUACAAUGAGUUAUCCAGUGCUAGAAAUCCAAAUAACAUGCCGAUGCUUGCAGUUAUGUUUCAAGCUGCUCCUGAAGCUGCUGCAAGGUUACUUGCCGAAAUAUUUCAAGAUUUGCUUAUGAAUCGCGAGGAUUAUUUAAGACCUUUAAGGGCAUUGUUAAGGGAAAUAGUCCGUGUAUGCAGACACGACAUAAAUCUGCUCACAUUGGCGCGUACGUUGAUGGCAGAAAGAAAAGAAAUAUCGCAGCAGCUGCUCAGCUUCGAGUUUAAAGACAGAGUUUUUGUAUCGAUUAUUGAUUUAUUGUGCUUGUGCAUGUUUUUGGCCAUCAGCCCUCAAGUCAAGGAAGCUGCCUUGCUGGCUCAGAGAGGUGACAAAAAAGAUGUAGCCCUCUUGCAACAGUUUCAAAACUUGGUCGCCACUUUACAGUACGAGUCUGUUUCCUGGCUUCAAAAUUUAGCACCGCAGAUGUACAGUGUUGGAAGGAACGAGCUAAUUCAUGCGUUGCAUAAAAUAUUGCUGUUAGAAUCUCCGGACCAUUAUUACAAGCUGGAUAACUGGCCACCAGAAUCAGAUCGAGUCUUUUACAUUCGUUUAGUAUCAGACGUUCCUCUACUGCAAAGCACGUUGUUAAGAUUACUGCUGAUAGGGUUUUCUAAGGAAAAUGGUGUAACACAUUCUGAAACCUUGGAAGUAGCUGAUCAACUGAUAAGGCGAGCAGCUUUGAACUCCUCUGAAAGCUAUCCUACUCUAGCAGCUGACAAGAUGGACAUAAUAGAACUGAUUUUCAAUCUUUGCGUCUAUCAACCACCAGGUUCUAUCAAUAUUCCUCCAGAUUACGAACCACCAACCUUGGCUAUAUCAAAUUUGUAUUGGAAAGGUUGGAUAAUGCUACUGAUACUGGCAGCCCAUAAUCCAUAUUCAUUCGGUGCAGUAGGAUGGAAAAGAUAUCCAAUUUUGCAAACCUUCAUGGAAAUGUGUAUAACAAACCACUUUUCAUAUCCCCCACCAACGAUGGCCUUACCUGAAGUUAGUGAACAAGAACGAGCUAAGGAACUGCAAGUAGAGGCGAUAGAGAAGCAAAAAAUACUAGAGUAUGAAACCCACUUGGCCGCCGCAUCAACGAGAAUGCAAAUUUCCGAACAAAAUAGUCUUUUAUUAUCUCAAUUAAUCACAAUGGAUCCGACCGGAAUAGCAAGAAGACCUCCGCCGGCAGUUCUGGAACAAUUGCAGUCUCUAAACGUAUCUCAUCGCCUAGGACAUUUGCUCUGUCGCUCACGACGGCCUGACUUUUUGCUGCACAUAAUCCAGAGGCAGCAACAAAGCUCAUCUCAGAGCAUGCCAUGGCUUGCUGAUCUUGUUCAGAACAGUGAGGGGGCGUUGAGCCAAUUACCAGUUCAAUGUCUCUGUGAGUUUUUAUUAUCAACGAGCGUUCAAGCAGGCGAUAAACAACCAAGGCAGCAGCAACUACUUGCUCACCUGCAGAAGUUACUCACAGAUCCGACUCAGGAUCAACAACAUGCGUACGAAGUAUUGGAAUACUUUUUGAAACGAUUAAGCAGCCAACAAAGCGCCAGUCGAGCUCAAGCAAUCACUGGUCUUGAAACUGUUCUAAGGUCUAUUCCUCUGGAGGAGGAAAGCAUGGAAGUUGAAGGCGAGAGUGAAAAAGAGAUAUGGUUACUGCGCAAGCUGCCUUCCAUCCCUUACUUCCUGUCUGUUCGCUCGUUAGUUUCUACAGCACUGCGUGGCGCUUGUCAAGUUGAAAACUGCCCGGAUUUAGUGCGAGCAUACAUAGCAUACCUAGCUGUGCAUACACUGGACGAUGAUCUCACGGAACUAAUUGAUCUGGUGAAUGAAAUUUCGCAACUAGUCGUUGAACGAAGUACGAUUAUAGCCGCCAUCUUACCGCAACCAGACAAUGAGAGCAUACAAUCUAAGCAGACACUGCACGCUUUUAUGGCAAUAUUUUGUAAUUACCUUCAAAAGGCUAGAGCGCCGAGAGGCGAGGGAUAUACUUGGUCCGAAAGUCAGGAUCAAAUACUUGUUCAGUGGAAUACCGGAGAAGAGUGUACCAUGCACAUUCUAGUCGUUCACGCCAUGAUCAUCUUACUGACUUAUGACCCGUCAGACGAUCCAGGAUUGUUUAAUGAAUUACUGGAAACCUGGUUUCCAGAGAAGAACGAACCGCCCAAAGCGUUUCUCGUUGACACUAGUGAAGAAGCCCUCUUGAUUCCUGAUUGGCUAAAGUUAAGGAUGAUUAGAAGCAAUGUCCCCCGUCUGGUUGACGCUGCUUUGAAAGACUUGGAGCCUCCUCAGCUGGUAUUGUUCAUUCAAAGCUUUGGAAUCCCGGUCUGUUCUAUGAGCAAAUUGUUGCACACCCUUGAUGCAGCGGUACAGAUUGAUCCGAGUUCGGUUGGCGAGGCUGUUUUAGACAAAACUUACAUGGCACAAUUAGUUGAAGUUCAACAUAGAAGGGGUGCAACUGGAGGCCUGGUCUUUGUGCAAGUUUUGCAGCUUGUUGAACCGCCGUUGCCUGACGAGAGUCAGUUCGUAUUUGAAAAACUACAAAUACGCUUACCGCCCAGUGCGAUGGUGCAAAAACAGUCGUUGAUACAGUGCUCGGUUAAAACUGAAGUGCCUCAUCUUAUCAAUAGACUUUUCAUCGAAAAUAUAUCCACCAAUCAAAAGGUUGAUGCUUAUCGAAGAUUGCACAAGAUUUUAACAGGGGAUCUGCAGAAUCCUGUUAAUCAAAACGGAACUGUUGUUCUUGCAAUUCAACAUAUAUGCAGCGUUUUAAGCUCCAUGCAAGUUGAACAGUUCUUGGCAUCGCUCAUUCUUAUGACACAGUUCUCGUGCACUUUGAUGCGCAUUAUUUUGUCACCACUAAAAAAACCGUCUACUCCCCAGCAUGUAUUUGACCUUGGACGUAACAUGUGCUUGAAUUUGAUCUCAUUGAUGGGGGAUAUAAAGGCACCUAUUUUGUGUAUAUUAAAGGACUUUGCCAACAUGCAAUCGAGCAAGGAUCACCAGCGCAAAGAACUCGCAGCUCUGACGAAAAAUCGCGACCCGCUAACUAUACUGGGAAAUAUGGAUCAGUUGAAUUUGGAACGCGUCGGACGCAAACUUUUGGACAAAUGCCUGAAGCAACAGAACAAUGACGUUCUAGUCGAAGCCAUGGCCAAGCUUCUUGUUUCCGAUAGUAACGAAGGUGUUAUAAAACCUCGAACCGGCCUCCUUAUUGACUGGCUGGCUGCAGUUGAGCCAGAACUACUUGGAACAUGUACAAAUCUUCAAAUGAAAUUAUUGUUCGCCAAGACUGCAGUGAAGGUUAAAACUGACAAUAGUGUCGUCAGUUCGCACGCUUGUAGGCCCUACUUGUUGACAUUGUUGACUCAUAGAGCAAGUUGGGCUACGCUUCACAAGUGUGUAGGACACUUACUCGACAAGUGUGACAAUGUGUACGAUCCAACUGCCGUUCUCGACUUUUUGUGGGCGUUGACUUGUAACCCAAAGCUCUGGCAAGGCAGGGAUAAAUUCACUCCAAAACACUACAUCCCUGAAGAUAUUCUACUUCUGUCUGAAAAGCAGUUACUAAAUCUUGUUACGUAUCUGGUAAAUGAGGCUGUAGUUAUUUGCAAUCAGCAGAGUAGAAAAGCUGCACUCAAUCAGAUGGAAGGAAGACUGGAUUUAUUACUGCACUGUGUAUCUACGGAAGAGAAACUCAUCUGUAGCGUUGUCAAGCAUCUGGCUUCUCAAAUGGAAGAUUUUGAUGGAGUUCACUCUGACAUGGCGCAUCAAUUUUUACUUCACAUGUACAUGAAAGUACCUAAAGUAAUAUGUUACUUGGACGCAUCUCAGUCAAAGAAAUUUGUCAGUGAUGCAAAAAUCACAGACUGGACUGGUUCGGUACUUGAUUGUACAAGCCAUUCGUUGUUAACAGCUUUAGCUGCAACCCCACGUCAAAAAUCAUGGGUCUCAAAAUCUCAAGAAUUUGAAGUUUGCGCUAGAAAAAUGGCUGCUGUUCACCCUAUUCUGGUUUUACGGCAAUUACCGAUGCUCGCUUCCUCUCUUAUGGGAAGAUCGUAUUUAGAUUUUGGUCAAUUUCGAACCGGUCAUCACUUGAAUCUCUUUGUCCAAGUGAUGGGCUUAUUGGAACUAUUGCAGCCACAUUUGUUUAAUGAAGAACACAGAAUCGCAUUUGAGGAUACGCUCGAAAACUAUUUCCAAUGCUUCCAGCACUACGGGCCAAUAAAGGAUCUCAUAUCACUUCUCAAUCGAUUUGUCGCUCUGGUCCAGGCUUACAUUUCUCACGAUGCGCAAAAGGCUAUGAAGUAUUUGUACAGACAUUCGCACAUUUUGCAUGAGCUGCAACUCCAAAAUCCAGGAUUAGCCAGCUUGCGUACAUUAAUGUCAGGCAUCCCAGUACCAAGAGAUUGCGAAGACGAGGAUGGAGAAGAGGUGAUAGUUGCUGUCGUACCACCGCCGCCACCACCGGAACCAACAAUUCCCCAGCAUUGGGCGUCUUUACUUGCGACACUGAACAAACUGCAUGGAGAAGAAGUUUUUAUGGCGCUCCAAGAGAUUGAACACUUGUCAUCCCGCAAGCCGUCUGUCCUGGAGCUAGUCAGUGACUCCAUAUCUGAGCUCAUUUUAUCCCCACAAGGCAAUAUCCGCUCCUUAGCUCACACACUGUUAGCGAGGGCCUUGAAACACCGCCCAGCAUCGAAUCAAAACAUUCUCGCCGCAUUUCAUAGAUGCCUAGAAAGUCCCAGAGCAGACGUUUUGAUGUCUGCGCUCGAUAGAUUGCCUGACAUCGUCGUGUGUAUGCAAGAGCACGCAUUACCACUGAUGCAAAAAGUGUUUGAGCUUGGAGUAAACUCAAAUGUGAACACUAUUCCUCACAUAAAUAAAAGUAUCGCUUUGUUAAACAUACAGCAGGGCUGUUAAAGUGGUUCAAAAUAAUAAAAGACUCUCGGAAGUGAAAGGAAAGCCAAAGGUGCCAAUAUUGUGCCAGAUUUGUGUGUAAAUGGUAUGUUGUGUUCAGUGAUAAUUAGAUGUUGACCGACUCUGGAAAUUAGAGAAAUCAGUGUUACAUCAAGCGCAAAACAAGAACUUAAGUCACAGAACUGUUUUGACUGCCUUUUUUUAAGAGACGAAAGUCACAUUUUUUAUCGAAAAUGAUAUUUUUUUUCUAGUUAUGAGCAUUUAAUUCAUGAGAGCCGGUCAUCGUAGAGUGGCGCAAUUUACUCACUGAUUAGGUAACGAGUUUACAGAACUAUAAAUCAGCUGAUAGAAAAACAGUUUAUUAGUACAUAAUAUGUCUAAUUGUACAAAAACAUAGUGUAUAGACUAUUAUUGUUACGAAUCUAAUUACAAAUACAUUGUACAUACUACUAACGACGAUAAGAAUCAAAAUAUCUUAUGUGUAAAAUUGAAUUGUGAACAAGUUUUAAAUUACUUAUAAAUUAACUAUACAUUAUGUAUAUACAUAUCUAGUUCAGUAGUAUGUAUUUAUUACGUCAAAUAAUUGAAAUUGAUAUAAGUUUUUUUUACCAUG